UACUGCCACAAUACUAUCUUUAAUAUUUGUAGACUUAUCGUCCCAAGUCUGUUUGAACAUGUUUUGUUUAUAAGUUGUGGCAAGUUUGUUUAUGACAUGCUCUGUUGAUCCCCUGAAAUCUUUUUCAGAAUAUUUUUGCACCAAUACCUCCAAGAUGGCUGCAUCACCGCUAGCAGCGCAAGACACCAAUGACAAAUGGGGUUUCGGUGAAGACCCAGAUAACAUGGGACCUAUGUCCAGCGCCGACCCCCUCGUCGACGACGCGCCUCUGGCAGCAGACGAAACGACUUCCGGGCAAAUGGCCAGCGGCUCUGGUCAUAAACGUACCUCCAGCGGUGACAACGGCGUUUCUGGCAGCAAAACCGACUCCGGUCGCGAAAAGUUAUCCAAGCCGAACAAAGUAUACAUUGGCGGUUUACCAGACCAUACACGCCAAGAGGACCUCCAAAGUUGUUUUGGAAAGAUCGGAAGGAUCACACACAUCGAGUUGAAAAUCGGAUAUGGUUUUGUCGAAUUCGACAGCCGCGAGGCUGCCGAAGAAAGUGUUGCCAAGUACAACGAAGGGUACUUUAUGGGCAACAAAAUACGAGUGGAACUUUCCCACGGUCGCGGGCGCGCUACUAGGCGCUCUGAUGAUCCCGGCGCUUGCUUCAGAUGCGGUGAAACUGGCCAUUGGGCCAGGGAAUGCCCUCGUUUACAAUCGCGUCCUCCUAGGGGUUCUUCUCACGAAGUGGGGUUGAUUGAACGAUUACCACCUAGGGAUUACUUACCUCCUAGAGAUUUUGGUCCCCCGGCGCGGUAUCCACCUCCACAGGAUGCGAGGUAUUAUGAUUAUCCGCCGCCACCUCCUAGCAGAGAUUUUCGACGUCCUGUCUCGCCUAUAAGGGAUCAGAGAGAUUUUCUUACGGGGCCGUCUCCACGUCCGCGCGAUUAUGAUGAUUAUAGAAUGAGGGGACCUCCGCCGCCACCUCCUGCCCGGUAUGAUCGCCCAUAUGACAGAGAUUUACCACCGAGAGGCUAUCCUCCACCAAGGGACUUUGAUCGGUAUGAAAGGCGUCCCCCACCAGAUGAUAGGUACCCUCCCACGAAUUCCAGGCCUAGGACACCUCCUGGUCCCCCUCCUCGCCGCGAUGACUACGAUAGACCACUCCGGGAUUACAUUCCUAGGCCACUUACACCGCCCUUACGCCAAUCGGACUACCCUCGUUCUCCUGAGCCGCCUCGCUAUCGUCGCCGCUCAUUGAGUCCUCCGCCCCGCUCUGCGCAUUACGAUGCCUACCCUGGCGGCAAUGGAUAUUCUGGCGACAGGUCUGGUCCUCCGAGGGACGACAAGCGUGUCAGAGACUACCCCCCUCGCCGUGACCCGGAAAUUGCCUAUAGGAGAGCCUAACAUUUUUUUUUCUUGCUCAGCAACUUCGUCUGUCGUUGAAAGUUAUCUAUAUCAUUUCUUGUUUUGUAUAUCUUCUAUAUGCUUACAUGUAGCU
Messenger RNA from Suillus plorans, 1484 nucleotides. RefSeq lists its product as uncharacterized. Lineage: Eukaryota; Fungi; Basidiomycota; Agaricomycetes; Boletales; Suillaceae. The transcript is spliced from 8 exons. The record is from RefSeq and is a predicted model, not a curated record. The coding region runs from base 92 to 1390 and encodes 432 amino acids. Gene Ontology annotation, cellular component: nucleus; cytoplasm; ribonucleoprotein complex. Gene Ontology annotation, molecular function: zinc ion binding; mRNA binding.